AUGUCUUCAGACGUACAAGAUAUGCUCGCCACUCGAAAGCAAGUGGAGGAUGAGAUUGCUACGCAUGCACAGGCCAUCAUCGACCUCCGAGGUCGUCUGAACACCAUGACCUCCAUUGCCCGUUUACCCCCUGAACUCCUCUCAGAAGUCUUCCUCCACGUAGUGAGGGACUCCUACUACACGGACAUGUCCCCCAACUACCCCCCUUACGGCACUGCGCGUUUCUACAACUGGGUCAAGGUCUCUCAUGUGUGUCGCAGCUGGCGCGCAAUCGCCCUCGGCACCCCUCGACUAUGGGGGCAUAUCAUUCUCACCAAACGGCCCGUUGUGGAAGAUAUCCUCGCCCGGUCGAAGAAAGCGCCACUGCUGGUCCGCGCUUGCAUCUUGUCUAGCACAGACGAGCGCGCGCAGCUUCUCGAGAAUGUGCUGCAAGACUCCUCGCGGCUACAGGAGCUCCGUCUCUCGGGGCCGGCUCGCCUUCUUCAAGAGCUAUGCCCGAAACUUACGGGGCCUGCUGGCAAACUCGAGACGUUGGUGCUCGCAGAAAACGCUGCCUACAGCCACGCCUACACUCCCAAUGUCGGUGACACUGCUCUUUCCGCCGCGCUGUUCGAAGGACAACUCCCGCUCCUCCGCUCUCUCGAAAUCCGCCGACUCGUUUUCAACUGGAAGAACCCUGUCCUAUCCUCAACUCUCACGAGCCUUGUCUUGGCCGGUCGUUUCGACUCGCAGUCGAUGCUCGGAUCCUUCGACCAGCUUCUGGUCACGCUCGAGACCAUGACACACCUGGAGUCCCUGGAGAUCGAGGAUGCCAUCCCCCGCCUUCCGUCUGAAACUGUGGCACUUCCGACGCCUGAGCGUAAAGUCGCUUUACCACGCUUGCGCUGUAUUGCCUUAACAGGGCAGUGCCUGGAUUGCGCGAACCUAGCCCAACACCUCUCUUUGUCCCCGACGGCUCGCGCAGCACUCGUAGGCCGUGGCAGCAACAACAGCCGCGAGCUGAUCCGCAUCAUGGGCGAGCAUAUAGCCCGUUACAAGCCUCUCCUUACCGCGCGUAUCUCAUCCUCAUAUAACGCCCAACUUCACCUGCGAGGCUGGCGUGCUUUAGUGGACCCCAGUGCCGCGCCGGAGCCGUGUAUCGAGCUGCGCAUCGACGCGCUGAGCUACCCCUCCCUGGCCAGCCAUCUUGUGCACGACACUAAGGUGCUCGCGCAGGUCCGCACCCUCGAGAUUGCGUCGCAGUAUACCGACUGGCGCUGGAAGGUCGUCUUCGCUGGGAUGCCAAAGCUGCGGACCCUGUCCAUGUCCUACAACCCAGGGGAAGAGUUCAUCAGCGCGCUUUCGAAGGUCUUACGGGGCAAGAAGGGCCGGUCGCCGUCGAUGAUUCUCCCGGACCUGCGCGUGGUCAAGUUCACCCAAACCCGGAUGUGCAGGGGGGACUACGACGAAGAUGAGGACGGGCCGGACUUCCUCGACCGGCUCGAGGACUGGCUCAUCAUGCGCUGCAACUACAACCUCCCCAUCGACGAGCUUUACCUGGCUGGGUGUACGAACUUCACGGAGGACGAGAUGGACCGGCUCGUCGGCCUCGUCCCGACACUCGACUGGGACGGGAUGGUGGAGUUCGACAGCGGCAGUGAAGAAGACGAGGACGAGGACGAAGACGAAGAAGACGAGUAUGACGAUCCGUACUACGAUGACAUGAUCGACUACGACUACGACUUUGACGGCGGCUACGAUGGCGACUUCUUUGGGUUCUAUUGA
Molecule: messenger RNA, 1764 nt
Organism: Trametes versicolor FP-101664 SS1
Lineage: Eukaryota; Fungi; Basidiomycota; Agaricomycetes; Polyporales; Polyporaceae
Exons: 1
Coding region: 1-1764 (587 amino acids)
Molecular function (GO): protein binding
Source: RefSeq, a predicted model, not a curated record